ACAAUCGGUGCUUUAACCGCAACUGGCACCGUAACGACACCUAUGAAACGUCCCUUGGACCACUGCCCAUAUCCAUGGAUGAAUACUUCUAUAUUCAUGUGUGUAAAUAUUUUUUGAUUGACCGAACGACUUUUUCAGAAGCACCUUUGGAUACAUGUUUGGUCUGCAUAGACAAUUGGUGACGCUGCUAGACAAAUUUGUGUUCAUCAGAAUUUAGACAUUGUUACUUUUGCAAGGAAUUCUUAGAACAUGGUAUGAUAGUCUAUUCAAGUAUUCUCAUAGCAUUACACGCAAAUGCUUUUUUUUUCAUAGAGCAAGGGGUGGUUUCACCAGAAAUAUGUGGUUAAUUCAGUGAUCUCCGUUGACUGUCAGUAUAGAUUUUGUAGACUCUGCCUUUAGCAGAACCUGACCUCGCCUUGAAGCAUGGCGUCUUUCGUCUUGUCAGUGAACGGGGUUUCAUUCACUGAAGCUACGGAGAAACUCGAACCCGAGAACCCAUUCAAAGGACCCCUCUCAUAUGUUUCGCCAUGGACCUAUACUUUUUUGGCGUGUUUAAUGUUCGUUGUGACCUCGCUAUCUCUCUUUGAAAACUUCACCGUUAUGCUUGUUACUUUUAAAUACAAACAGCUUAGGAAACCCUUAAAUUAUAUCAUCGUAAACUUAUCAGUAGCGGAUUUCUUUAUGUCACUCGUCGGAGGGAGCAUAAGUUUUCUUAACAACGCAAAUGGCUACUUCAUUCUGGGCAACUGGGCUUGUGUCACAGAAGGAUUCGUCGUCACAUACCUGGGUAUAGUGGCUCUGUGGUCUUUGGCUAUUCUGGCCUUCGAGCGCUAUUUUGUCAUCUGCCGACCCAUGAAGAACGUGCGCCUCGGGAUCAAGCAUGCUGGUCUGGGGCUCCUGUUCGUCUGGACCUUCUCGUUCAUCUGGACCAUCCCGCCGGUGCUAGGCUGGAACAGCUACACGGUCAGCAAGAUUGGAACCACCUGUGAACCCAACUGGUACUCCACGGAAUACUCAGACCACACGUACAUCAUCACCUUCUUCACCACCUGUUUCAUCCUGCCCCUGGGAGUAAUCAUCGGCUCUUAUGGCAAACUCAUGCAGAAGCUCCGAAAGGUGUCCAACACCCAUGGGAGACUGGGCCACACCAGGAAGCCCACCCGGGAGGUGGCACGCAUGGUCAUCGUCAUGAUUGCCGCGUACUUGAUCGGCUGGACACCCUACGCGGCCUUCUCCAUCACGGUCACCGCCUGCCCCACCAUCUACAUCGACCCCAGGCUGUCCGCAGCACCCGCUUUCUUUGCCAAGACCACCAACGUCUACAACCCCAUCAUCUAUGUAUUUAUGAACAAGCAGUUUAGGAAGUGCCUCAUUCACAUGUUCAAGGGUGGCACGGCCAGCCUGGACUCGACCCACAUCAACCAGACGUCAGACCGCGGUACCACGGCCGACAGCCACAUGGGCGAGAUGUCAACCAUCGCCGCCCGCGUGCCACUCUCCUCCGUCUGCAACAUGGAGCGCACACAGGAGGAGGAGGAGGAGGACGAAGAGGAGGCCAUGGCCAGGGUCGAGGAGGAGACGCACGGAGAGAACAACGGCGGAACCAACAAGCUCCCCGUCAACGUCAACGAGAACAAAGUGUGCCCUCUCUGAACUGCGGCAGGGAGGGGAGACAAUAGAUUAAUGACCGCUGCUUUCAUGUAACUUUGUAGCCACCCGCAACCCAACUAAGAACCCUGUCUCGUGAUUAGAACUUCAAGGGCUCUCCCCGUGCAGGUAUUUGUUCCUUCAGAAGCUAUUCACAUUAGCAUUAUUCACAUAGCAUUUUGCGAGCGGCUUGCUAAUUAAUAAUAGCUCACACUGGGGAGGGGGGGGCGUCAGGUGGUGCAUUGCUUUGUGGGAACAAAUACCCUCCCCCAGGAUGUGAUGUGUCAAAAGGUGGAACAAGACCCCUCCCUACCCCUCAGCAAUGUCUUUCGCUACAAUGUUGCCUCAUAUACUGUAUAGCAUGUGUACAUGAGAGCAUAUGUGUGAAUGUCCUAUACGAAUGUCUGUCUCUAUGUCAGUGGCACCUGUGGUAGAGAAGCUUUUGCGUGUAUAUGUGUGUGUGUGUGUGUGUGUGUGUGUACAUGUGUGAGUGUUAAUGCUGAAUUCAUUGCUAAUGUCAGUCCACCCCAAAUACACCUUAUGGAUAAGUUUUAGUUUUCAAAGGUGUGUGAACAUGUUAUCCAGAACAGUGUCUGUGCGUCUUGCUCUUCUGUGGCCUUAAGUGUUUCAGUGGUGUCUCUAUCUGGUACGUAUUACUGUGUGAAUUCUCUGUUGUGGGUAUAUCUCUCUUGAAGCCCCUUUUGUGUAGCCCCUUUACAGUGCAAUACAGAAUAUAGCAUGUAUUACUUUUCGUUUGCUGUUUGCCUUUCACGUUGAACAUUUCAGUUUAAAUGUCAGUAACAAUAUGCCAUUGCUAGGGAUGUCAAAUAGUCACUUUCUGUAUUCUGUAGAUAAC
This is a messenger RNA of Alosa sapidissima (American shad), 2503 nucleotides long. RefSeq names its product vertebrate ancient opsin-like. Gene Ontology annotation, biological process: visual perception; G protein-coupled receptor signaling pathway. NCBI's taxonomy places the organism in Eukaryota, Metazoa, Chordata, Actinopteri, Clupeiformes, Clupeidae. The coding region runs from base 424 to 1653 and encodes 409 amino acids. Gene Ontology annotation, cellular component: membrane; photoreceptor outer segment. Gene Ontology annotation, molecular function: G protein-coupled receptor activity. The transcript has 5 exons. The record is from RefSeq and is a predicted model, not a curated record.